Messenger RNA from Amphibalanus amphitrite, 4338 nucleotides. Its product is annotated as NF-X1-type zinc finger protein NFXL1-like. Gene Ontology annotation, cellular component: nucleus. Gene Ontology annotation, molecular function: DNA-binding transcription factor activity, RNA polymerase II-specific; RNA polymerase II transcription regulatory region sequence-specific DNA binding; zinc ion binding. The record is from RefSeq and is a predicted model, not a curated record. The coding region runs from base 124 to 2748 and encodes 874 amino acids. The transcript is spliced from 14 exons. Gene Ontology annotation, biological process: regulation of DNA-templated transcription. Lineage: Eukaryota; Metazoa; Arthropoda; Thecostraca; Balanomorpha; Balanidae.
UGGUUGGAAUGCUUGAAAUUGUGUUGUGCCAUUAAGUUUUUUUUUUUGUAUUCUCAAGCCCCUCAAACCCUGCCUGUGGAAUCUGAAGAUGUUUCAGUUUGACCAGGUACCACUGCUGUGACGAUGCCUGGCCGCGGAGCUGGCCGGGGGCGAUCGGCCCCAGCCUGGGGCGGCGCCGGGCGGGGACGGCCCGCUCCUGCCUGGGGCGGCGCCGGACAGAAGCAGUCGCAGAGGCCCGCCGCCGUCCCCGCCGAGCCUACGCAGAGGCAGACGGAGCGGCGGUUCGCGGAGGCGUGCGCGCAGAUCCGGGCGGCCUCGGAGAAGCACGUCAGCCAGUACCAGCUGUCCGACUCGGAGGACGAGCAGGAUGACGUGGAUGACGACACCAGGGAGCAGAUCCUGGGCCGUCUUUGUGACCGGUACGUUGCCGACGACAAAAGUGCGCUGGGAAACACGUCCGAAUAUCUUCAGCGAGCGCUAAAUGCGGAGGCGAACACAUGCCUUAUCUGUAUUGGCUCCGUGAAGCGUACAGACCCGCUAUGGUGCUGCUCUGGCUGCUGGGUGGGCUUCCACCUGCACUGUGUUCAGACGUGGGCGCGCGACAGCAUCAGCCAGCAGCAGCGUCGGCUGGAGAGUGGCGACGCCAAAACGGAGGUCCUCCAGUGGCAUUGCCCCAACUGCCGGCGCCCGUACGGCCGGGACCAGGUGCCCAGUCGGUACCGCUGCUACUGCGGUAAGACGCCCGACCCGCCGCCCGACCCGUGGCUGCUACCGCACGCCUGCGACCAGCGCUGUGAGCGACCGCUGCGUCCCGAGUGCGGCCAUCGCUGCCUGCUGCAGUGUCACCCAGGCCCGUGCCCACCGUGUCCUGUCACGGUGAGCACCCGCUGUCACUGCGGCCGGUCAGGACCCGAUACCCGGCGCUGCGGCAACAAGGUCUGGUCGUGCCGGAAGCCGUGCGGCCGGACACUCGACUGCAACACACACCCGUGUCGGGAGCUGUGCCACCCGGGCGAGUGUCCGCCCUGUCCAAAGACCAGUCGACAGCCGUGUAAUUGUGGACAGAAGACGGAGCUGAGGCCGUGCGCCUCCCCGCGCUGGCAGUGUGAGAAGGUCUGCGGUCGGCCGCUGUCAUGUGGCCACCACCGCUGUGAGCGAGUCUGUCACUCGGGCGCCUGCGGCCCCUGCGAGCGCGCCGGUCCGCGGCGCUGUCCCUGCGGUCGUACAGAACUGGAGGCGCCCUGCCACCAGGAUGUGCCGCCGUGUGGAGAUACCUGUGACAAGUGGCUGGCGUGUGGCGUACACCGGUGUGCCCAGCGCUGCCACACGGGCGCCUGCGGACGGUGUUUGCAACUGCGAGUGAAACGCUGCCGCUGCGGACGGAAAGAGAAGGAACUCGUUUGCGACAAGGAGUUCACUUGUGACAUCAAAUGUAAACGUCUGAAGGACUGUGGCAAGCACACCUGCAAUAGAAAGUGCUGCACGGGCGACUGUCCGCCGUGCGAACUGAGCUGUGGCCGAACGCUGCCGUGCGGCCAGCACAAGUGCAGCUCGCCGUGCCACCCGGGCCCGUGCUACCCGUGCGGUCAGACGGCCGAGCUGCGCUGUCCGUGCGGCGCCACGCGGCUGACGGUGCCCUGCGGCCGGCAGCGGGGCGCCCGGCCGCCGCGCUGCCGCCACCCGUGCCCGGCGCCCACCGACUGCCACCACCCGGCGCGACCCCGCCAUCCGUGCCACGCCGGCGACUGCCCGCCGUGUUCACUCACCUGUGGCCAGCCGCUGCCCUGCGGCCGCGGUCACAGCUGCCCGCAGCCCUGUCACGACCGGGUCCAGCAGCGCUUCGUCAGCCAGAAGAAGGCGGCCACGCCCUGGGAGAAGACGGAGGACCGGGUGGUGACGGUCAGCCUGCCCUGUCCGCCCUGCCAGGCUCCCGUGUCGACACCCUGCCUGGGCGGACACGCUGAGUAUCCGAUGCCGUGUACGGAGGCGCGGCCCCAGUCUUGUGGCCGGCCCUGUGGACGGCUACUACUCUGCGGCAACCACCGCUGUCAGCAGCUCUGUCAUACGGUGGAGGGUGCUCCGGAUAGUGAGACGGCUGGCACCACGUGUGACGUCUGUGAAGCGGCCUGUAGCCGGGACCGGCCGCCGGGCUGUCAGCACGCCUGUGAGCGCGGUUGCCACGCCGAGCCGUGCCCGCCGUGCCGGCAGCACCGCCGACUGCGCUGCCACUGUCAGCUGGGGGUGCUCCAUGUGCGCUGCCACGAGCUGAGCGAGGCAGACGAGCAGCAGAAGGAGCGGCUGCUGUGUUGUGGCAACCCCUGCCCGCGCACGCUGGAGUGCGGCCACCGGUGCGCCGCCGUGUGCCACCCGGGUCCGUGCCCUGCCCCCGAGGGCGGCUGCGCCACGCGUCUGAAGCAGCGCUGUCCGUGCGGCCGGCGGGCGCAGACCACCGCCUGUCGGGAGCGGGCGCCACCGCCCGACUGUGACGACAAGUGUCGGGAAGUCGCCCAGGCAAAGGAGCAGGAGCGUGCGGCGCGCGAGGAGGCGGCUGCCGCCGAGGAGGCCGCCCGCCAGCAGCAGGCUGUCGAGGAGCUGGAACGUAAACUGACCGGCGGAAGGCGCAAGGAGCGCCGCGGCCGGCGGCAGCAGACGGCAGAGCCCGAGCCGUCCUCGGCCGGCCGCUGGCUGCUGCUGGCCGCCGCUGUAGCCGUCCUGGCCGUCACCGCCGGCCUGCUGCUGUACCAGUGAGCCGGUCAGCGGGGAAUCGCCUGUACUGAUCAGUGCGGCGCACCCUGUAUCAGUGAGACAGACAGCUCGGAACCUCCUAUACUGGUCAGUGCGGCGUGCCCUGUAUCGGUCAGCGCGGAUGCUGGGAAGUCCAAUUAUCCCACACUGGUGGCAUGUUUAAUAGAGCAAUCUUGAUUGGUUGGUACAGCCCGGGUUGGAUAUGCUGCAUCAGCAUAUUCCUUUGUAGCCCAGCUGAUCCAGUGUUGUGACACAAGGGACUGAUUUUAGGCCAAUAGCCCUUAUUUAGUAAGGCGUGGACAUUGCAUUCGAAUCAUGACUACAACAGUGAACAAACUGAGCUGAUUUGGUCCCAUUUAUUGAUGGGCGGACCACCAAGGUUAAGGAGUUCAUUGUUUCGGGCUUGUGCCGAUAGUGGCUCGUAUCGAUGCAAAAUGCAAAUGGUGCACCGGGGUAGGGGAUUGCCCAUUGGACCUCUGGAGGAUCGUCCUUAGGUGCUGGUGCCGGUCCCUUAGGAGCUGCUCACUUACGGCCGCCCCACACUGGACCUCGCAUGCGGGUUGCGAGUUUGCGGGUUUUGAGUUUGCGGGCAUAAUACUAAUUCAUAGAGUGAUUAGACGGUUCCCUUAUGGUAACUUUAUGAAUGCAAUAAAGCCUGUACACCUUCAGAAAAUUACAUAUGUAUAGUCGCAAUACCAGCGCAACGAACCAAAAUUCGACUCCAACGAAAAACCCGCAAAGCUCGCAGAACUCGCAGACCUCGCAGCAAGGAAAAUCGAAAGUUGACUCAAAAAUAACUUUUGGAAUGCGAUGCAGGGUCGCUCGCAAGCUAAAAACAUGCAGACUCCCUUGUUAGAUGGUAUGGUAGUGUGGGUCACUCAGCUUAGAUUGUACUAUUUGAUUUUGAGGAAACCCGAAAACCCAAAAACUCGCAACCCGCAUGCGAGUUCCAGUGUGGGGCGGCCUUUACACUACAUGACAGGGUCACUUGGUCAGUGGCUGUCUUUGUUAUAAUUUCCAAAGUUUGGUUGCAGAGUUACAUUGUUGUGCAUUUUACGCUAAUAUUUAAGUGAUAGUUUGGGUGUUAGCGGGUUUUGUUGCGUUGUCUUUACUCUGGGUUGUUUUCUACUUUGACUGAGCUUACGGUAUAUUGGCUAGUUCAUCACUGUGUUGUCCCGAACUGACCUGAACGUUCCUUGGCCUACCGGGCGGCGAUUCUGGUCCAGUAGCCCCACAGGUGUAAUUAAUUGACCAACUGGGAAUGUUUUAUGGGAUGGGUUGGUGAUAGAGGGUGUGCAGAACGGGGCUCAGCUAUAGAUAAUGUGAUUUGGUGUACAGCAUCUGAAGUGCUUUACAAUUUGGUGAUCCUUUGUUCUGCAUUGGGGCAUGAACCCGCGGGCGGAUUAGUGUUAAAGGGUUGCUGGGCUGGACUGGUAUCUGACCAGAUUGGGUCAGUUCGGGCUGGUUUGUGAUAGUGGGUUGAUCUCCCGGCAUCACCGAUAGCCCGGCUCUGGGGUUUGUCCCAUCCGAGCUGAAUGCACCACUCUCACUGGCUGCUGCCGGGAGGUGUGUACAAUACACCUGCACACCGCU